AUGAUCUUAAUAAUAAACUUAAUGAAGAAGUUAAUGCAGGGUUCGGCAAAAUUAACACCGAACUUAAUAGUAAACUUACCAGCGGAAGCUGAAAAAAAUAAGGCAUGUGAUGAUGACUUCACUAGGGAGGUGCAGAAAAUUUUUUCAAUGGUCAAUAACAUAACUAUGAAAGUUAAUAAUAUCGAAGAAGCCUGCCGUAAUGAAUUUAGCAGAAUUAAUGUUGUUAUCAAAAAUCUCCAAAAUGAAACAAAUCAACAUUACGCAGUAGUUCAAAGAUCUGAUUUUGAUCAACAAAGUGUGUCCAAUGAAUCUGAAGCUAAUUCGACCAAUGAAUCUGAAACUAAUUUGCGAGACUCUUCAACUAAUUCGUCUCCAAGCUCUUCUUCUGGAAGUUCCAAUUUAUCUGGAAUUUUUGAUAUUACUGGAGACAUUAAAAUUCGCUUUAAACAACACUUUGAUCGACUUAUGAAAGUGAGGAAUUAUACUUUUGAUGAGAUGUGCUUCUUGGUAGUAGUUGAUAUUCGUAGUCUUGGAGGAAAUAUUAAGAUUUCAACAGUGAAAAAUUUUUAUAAUGGUGUUAGUGGUAAUAAAGUUAGCACAAUUAAUCAGAUAAACGCAUGGGUAGCUAGUUUUAAUAAUAAUGUGGAGUAGUGGGGAAGGAAUCGCCAUUAUAUGGGUUGGGGCUCAGCAGGCAUUUAUGCUUUAUUCCUCCCUUAAAACAUCCUGCUACUCUAUUAUUUUUUACUUUCAUUUUUACUUAUCCGGCCGGCCAUUUCUCAUAUAUUGUAUUAUUUUAUAAAAAAAAUAUAAUAAAGAUUUCACUUCGAAUUUUUUAAAUGUGUGUGUUUUAUUUAAAUACAGUAUUAAUAAAUUUUGUGUUCGCUUAUCAGUUAUCAUUUGCCCAUAUAA
Rhizophagus irregularis DAOM 181602=DAOM 197198 is the source of this 909-nucleotide messenger RNA. RefSeq lists its product as uncharacterized. The record is from RefSeq and is a predicted model, not a curated record. NCBI's taxonomy places the organism in Eukaryota, Fungi, Glomeromycota, Glomeromycetes, Glomerales, Glomeraceae.